GGUCGGCACCCUGCCACGCCCGUAGUCAACUCAACUGUGGGCUGAAUUUGAGCUCGAGUCGGACGCACCAAGAGGUCAGAGCCAGAGCGAACUGUUUGUUCACUUUCACCCAAUCCGGAUACGUGAGGUUCCGCCUCCCCAUUUCCUCCGCCGCGGCCACUUCCUAAGUUCCACCUCCACCCUCCGCCUCCUACAACGACAACAACAAUGGCCUCCUCUGCUUGUUCUACAUCUCUAUCUGCUCUCAGAUGCUCCCCCUUCGUCCUCGUCCUCCCCUUUCCUCGCCGUCGCCUCCGCGCCGACCCGCUCGCUCAAACCUUUCCUCCUCCUCCUCCUCCUCCUCCUCCUCCUCCUCUUCUCCUCCGCCCUCCUCACUCUCUCCUCCCAUCUCCUCCUAUACGAGCUUCCUUUUCGGUCGCCGUUGACAAUCCCACACAUCGAGAGCUCGAAGAAGAGGAGGAGGAGGAGGAGGAGGAGGAGUCCGGGGCGAAUCGGCCGUUGGUCGAGCCGUUCUCCGAUCCGACGGCUGCGGCGGCGGAGGAGAGGGAGAUGAGGUCGCUCCCCUCGCCCGAGCUCGAGGCGAUAGAAUUAGAGGAUCUGCCGGAGCAGUGGCGGAGGUCGAGGAUCGCGUGGCUCUGCAAGGAGCUGCCUUCCUACAAGCACUCCACCUUCGUCAGAAUCCUCAACGCCCAGCGCAAGUGGAUCACCCAGGACGACGCCACCUACAUCGUCGUCCACUGCAUGCGCAUCCGCGAGAACGAAGCCGCUUUCCGGGUGUACAAAUGGAUGGCUCAGCAGCACUGGUACCAUUUUAGUUUUGCCCUUGCUACGAAGCUGGCCGAUUACCUGGGGAAGGACCGGAAAUUCGCAAAAUGCCGAGAAAUGUUCGAUUCAAUAAUCAACCAGGGCCGCGUCCCCAACGAAUCCACAUUUCAUAUCCUGACUGUUGCUUAUCUUAGCGCCCCAGUCGACGGCUGCCUUGAAGAAGCGUGCUCGAUUUACAAUCAGAUGAUCCAGUUGGGUGGCUACAGCCCACGACUUAGUUUGCAUAACUCUCUGUUCCGAGCACUCGUAAGCAAGACGGGAGGGACAUCGAAGCACUAUCUCAAACAAGCCGAAUUCAUAUACCAUAAUCUUGAAACCUCUGAUCUCGAGAUAAAUAAGGAUAUAUAUGCUGGUUUGAUUUGGCUCCAUAGUUAUCAAGAUGAGAUUGAUAUAGAGAGACUAAGCGCUCUUAGAGAAGAGAUGAGGCAGGCCGGCAUCCAGGAGAGCAGAGAUGUGCUUGUUUCCACCAUGAGGGCUUUCUCCAAAUUAGGAGAUGUGGACGAGACAGAGAAAGCAUGGCUGGAACUACUUCGGAUUGGUUGUGAUAUUCCUUCGCAGGCUUUUGCUUGUCGAAUGGAGCUCUAUUCUAAGGCUGGAGACCCGGUGAAAUCACUGGAAAUAUUCAAUACAAUGAAGGAGCAAGAGAUACCUUUGACUAUUGCAGCUUACCAUAAGAUAAUCCAGAUUAUGUCCGAAGCUCGGGAGAUUGAAACUGCAGAAAGCCUAAUGGACGAAUUCACUGAAAGCAGUAUGAAGCAUCUCAUCCCCGCCUUUCUCGACUUGAUGUAUAUGUAUUUUGAUUUGGGCAUGCAUGAGAAACUGGAAUCAACGUUCUUGAAGUGCCUGGCACGAUGCCGACCAAAUCGAGUCGUUUAUAACAUUUAUUUGGAAUCUUUAGUAAGAGUUGGCAACAUUGAGAAGGCUGAGGAGAUAUUCAAUGAAAUGCACUCCAAUGGGACGAUUGGUUCUAAUGCUAAGUCGUGCAACAUUAUUUUAGAAGGGUAUCUUGCUGCAGGAGAAUAUGCUAAGGCUGAGAAAAUUUAUGAUAUGAUGCGGCAGAAGAAGUACGACAUCCAGCCCGAUUCUUUGGAAAAGCUUCAAAACGGUCUCAUCCUUAAUAGGAAGGUGGUUAAGAAGACGGUUAGCAUGAAGCUGGACCAAGAACAGCGUGAGAUUUUGAUCGGUUUGCUUCUUGGUGGUGUACAGAUAGAAUCCGAUGAGAAGAGAAGGAACCAUGUUAUCCACUUUGAGUUUCGUGAAGAUUCGGAUGCCCAUUCUGUGUUAAAAAUGCACAUCCAUGAACGGUUCUAUGAAUGGUUGACUUCGUCGAGUAGGUUAGUAAAUGAUGGUAGUGAAAUACCUCAUAAGUUUUCCACUAUUGCACACUCCUACUUUGGAUUCUUUGCAGACCAGUUCUGGCUUAACGGGCGACCGGUUAUACCCAAGCUUAUUCAUAGAUGGUUAUCGCCGCGAGUUCUGGCUUACUGGUACAUGUAUGGGGGUUUAAGACUCUUAUCAGGUGAUAUCGUGCUCAAGCUUAAGGGUGACAAAUUCGAAGAUGUUGAAAGGAUUGUCAAGUCAUUGCAAGCAAAGUCCAUAGCCUGUAAAGUCAAGAGAAAGGGUAGAGUGUUUUGGAUAGGUUUCCAAGGGGCCAAUGCAGACUGUUUCUGGAAAUUGAUAGAACCUUACAUCUUGGACAAUGUUAAAGAGGCAAUGACACAGGAUAAUAGUGAGUCAAGUGAGGAAGAAGGGCAGUUCGGUGGUUCUAGUAUAGAGUCAGAUUGUGAAGGACGGAAGUCUAUCGAGGAGCUACUAACAAAAUAUUGAAGGAGGAUCAACACACUCGAAUAAGAUUUCAAAAUGAAUUUUUAGCUUUGUGGCAUAGAAGUUACAUCCCUCAAUGGUGCAUAGUUGUUUCUGGACACAGAAUUCCCAGUGUUAGAUUGGGGCUAUCCUGGGACCAGGAGUUCCCUAUUCUUAAUAAUAAUAUUCAAACCGACUUGUACUUGCUAGAUAUCCGGCUAUGUGAACUCUUGUAUUGUAAAUUAAAAUCGUUCGUCUGAAUUUUGUUUUUUGUAUUAGUUA
Molecule: messenger RNA, 2910 nt
Organism: Ananas comosus (pineapple)
Lineage: Eukaryota; Viridiplantae; Streptophyta; Magnoliopsida; Poales; Bromeliaceae
Product: pentatricopeptide repeat-containing protein OTP51, chloroplastic
Exons: 2
Coding region: 208-2652 (814 amino acids)
Biological process (GO): photosystem I assembly; Group II intron splicing; mRNA cis splicing, via spliceosome
Molecular function (GO): protein binding; endonuclease activity
Source: RefSeq, a predicted model, not a curated record